This is a messenger RNA of Halteromyces radiatus, 3123 nucleotides long. RefSeq lists its product as uncharacterized. Lineage: Eukaryota; Fungi; Mucoromycota; Mucoromycetes; Mucorales; Cunninghamellaceae. The transcript is spliced from 12 exons. The record is from RefSeq and is a predicted model, not a curated record. Bases 76 to 2868 code for a protein of 930 amino acids.
UUUUUUUUUUUUUUAUUAUUGAUUCUUUUUCUCUUUUUUUUUUUUAUUCUUGUUUUUUAUUAUAUCCUAAUCGAAAUGUCUGACAGCCAGGAUCAGAAUAGUACUGAUACUGAAUCUCGUUCUAUGGAACAACCUGAAACUGUUAAUGAUACCUCUUCUACUACUAAUGAUCAACACAAUGAAUCUGGUCUAUCCGCCGAGGUUAUGCUUUCUGCUGUCAAUUCAAAAGAUAUGGUAGAAUCCCUUAAAGGCCGUAUUAUUGCAACGAACAAAUUACUUAAACAUCUUCAAACAGCUAAAUCAGAAAGCGAUGCAGAAAAACUAAAGAUCGAUACUCUCACUAAACAAUUGAACGCACGAGUGGCCGAAGUAACUUCAUUACAACAUAAACUUCAGUUGGAAAAGACGACAAAUCAACAACUCUCCGAGAAACUGGCUCAAAGCUCUGGUACUACUACGGUCAACUCACAACUACAAGCCAUGCAGCAAAACUUGAAACAACUGACGGAACAAAAGGAAAAAUCUGAUAGCCUAUUAUCAAGUCGAGAAAUGUAUAUCAAGCAAUUGGAAGCUCAAUUAGACUCUCUGGAAUCAAAACUGAAAUCUCAAACUAAUAUCGAUCACAAAAAAAGGGACAAUGAUGAUAUGUUGGAUAAAAAGAAUAAACAAAUUAAAGAUCUACAACAACAACUAAACAAGGCUCAAAAAUUGCACGAAGCGGCUGAGGAUGAUAAAAUGGAAAUGAAUAUCAAUAAUGAAAUGUUGAAGCGUGACUAUGAGGAAGUCAAGGAACAAGUAGAACGACUGGAGCGGCAGAUACAACAGCAACAACAAGAACAAGAUCAAAUGACGACCAGCAACAACCGUGCAGUACCAUUUGAUAAAUAUGAAGAUGUACGACAAAAACUGCAACAGAGCUAUACCCGUAUCGAUCAUUUGACAACUCAAGUUGAACGUCUGGAACAAUCAAACCAAAUAGCGUGUUUACCUUCAAGAGGAAAGCAAGAUUAUGAAGGUCUUGUUACAGAAUUCAAAAAAUGUCUUGCUGAAAUCGAAACUAUGAAAAAGGAAAAGCGUGUAUUACAGGAUAAAUUGACUGAACAGUUGGUGAUCAAUGAAGAUAUCAACCACUCAAGAAGGAAAUCGAUGCUGUCUUAUUAUGGCAUUGAUAUGACAACACCGACAUCGGAAACACAACAUGAUGAUACAAUUCAUAUGGAUACAGUAUUCGAAGAAAUAGAUUCCUCAUCACGAUUACCAACAACAACAACGAUAACAACAGCAGCACGUGAUAAUAUGCCUCUCGAAAGACAUACUUCACGGCAUCGAUUACUUCACAAUCAAUCUUUAUCACCUGUCAAAACUAGUCUUGGUAAACGUCCAGCAGAAAGUGAAUCACGCAUCACAUAUGGUACCAAUGGACUUGUUGUUCCUGAAUCACGACUGGAUCGCAGCACUCAACAAUCAACUACUCGGAAAACAAAGAUGACAAAAUUGGAGAAACUUGUAGGAGCAAGACGACCUGCGACAUUUGGCACCUCACCAACAACUAGUAAACAAAAAUCAGAACCUGAAUCUGUCAAAACACUUCGAAAACGACGGAUUUUCUCUGAUUCUUCUUCAACAUCAUCAUCAUCUUCUUCUUCUUCAGGGGAAUCAGAUUCAGAUUUGGAUGUCUUGGAUGGACUUCCCAGUGGAACAACAGCGAAACCAAAGUCUUCUUCAACAGCAACUACCAAGCAACAUAAAAAUCCUGUGGAAUUCAUGAAAUUACGUGCUGAUCAUUUGGCGAAGAGAAUACCAACUCACACCUUCAAGUUAUUAGAUGAUAUGGAAGAGUUUAUGGAUGUUCAUUUGGAUAUCUUCUUGGCGACAUUGGAAACUAUUUAUAAAGGCUUGAAAAGUCAUGGAAUUCCAUUGAACAAACUUGACGGAAAACAACAACACGAAGAGGUCAGCAGUCGUUACGGUGUAUCUGGAAGGAUAGAAUUACAACAUUGUCCAAAGUAUAUGGAUACUAGAGAAAAGAAUAUUGCAUGGGCAUUGUGGGCAUUGGUAUCACUGUAUCCAAAGAAUGAUCCUUAUUCAAAAGUGACUACAUGGGCAACCGAAAAUGCAUUGAAAUUAAUCUCAAAACCAAAUUUGGCCUGUCGAUAUAUUCGUUUGUUGGUAUUACUUUGUAUAAAUGCUCAAGAUCGUCAAAGGAUGGCUGUGUUUUGUUAUGAUCUUGCACGCUGGGCUCCUGGAAAUAUCAAUAUCAUGACUCCAUUGGUGAAUAUUGCAUUGUUAUGGCCUGAGAUUCUGGAUUUGGGUGAUGGGACAGAAAAUGCUGCUGGAACACAUAUGAUGAUCAAGGCCAUUCAACGAUCUUGUGCUGCUUACUGUAAUCAAUAUAAAACGCCAGAUGCUCUCAAGGCGAUGAACAACUAUCUGAAUCCUCUUGUACACUGGCCUCUGCCAAAACAAUCACAAUCAUUGGAAGAUUAUAUUAAGGAAUUGAAGGCAGUACUUUCAUUACCUCAUUUCAAGCAAUUGUAUGGUGCAAAUCGGGAUGCAUUUAAUGAUCUACGCAUCAACUUGGUCAAAUCAUUUGAAUUAGUCUAUCAUCGACUGGAUGAUUGGAAAGCGACAUAUAAUGAAUUUAUAUUGAAAGAUUUAUGGCAAUUAAUGAACGAUGACAUUCUUGCUGAUACUAGUUUGGAAUUAAUGGGAUUAUUGGCUAGAACUGGUUUGGAUAAGGAAUCAAGUAAAGAAGACAUUGCAACUCUACGUCAAACAUUCAAAAGUAUCUUGGAGGUUGGAAAUAAUUGUAUUGUUGGUAAGAGAUCAAAAAAAAAGAAAAGAAAACAAGAAGGAUUUUGCAAUUGAUCUAUUUUUUUUAUUUUAUAGAGGAAUUCCCUUUGCAACUGACAGCGGUCAAAUGUAUGUUUCUUAUAUCCGAGGACAAUGUGGACAACCUGGUACCUAUAGUUGAAUGGUAUGAUAAACUCAAACCUUUACUCAAGGAUAAAAUAACUUUGGAUAUCGUAGAUAGCAUUAAUAGUAUACGACGCAUUUCGAAAUAAAAAAAAAAAAGCGGAUGUUGAAAUGUUUUAUACAUUUAUCAUUUCUACUGAAUAAAAC